AUGGCUAUCGGAGGUUUAUCUUUGCAAAAAUGGGCUCGUAUGUGGGGUGCCGGUAUUUCGAUCGUGGGAACAGGAGUCUUGCUCUUCAAAUACACGGUUCCAACAGAUGAGGAAUUGAUUGCACGCUUCUCGCCCGAAAUUAGAGCAGAGUAUGAGCGGAACAAGGCUCUCAGGCAAAAAGAGCAGGAAGAGUUAAUGAAAAUAGUGCAAGAGACCUCCAAGUCGAAUGAUCCCAUUUGGAAAACAGGCAGGCUUCCAUCUCCUUUCGAGAAAGACACGAGAGGCGCAGAUCCAAAUUUGGUUGACCUGAAAGAAUUCCAUCGCGACUUAGAACUUGCAAAGAAAAAGCAAGAAAUCGAUCUUGCUAAUGCUGAAUUCCUUGAGACAGAGAAAUUGGUCGCUCAAUCUAAAAAGCUGUGGUUUUCUUGGCGUUGA
This is a messenger RNA of Metschnikowia bicuspidata var. bicuspidata NRRL YB-4993, 435 nucleotides long. RefSeq lists its product as uncharacterized. The record is from RefSeq and is a predicted model, not a curated record. Bases 1 to 435 code for a protein of 144 amino acids. The transcript has a single exon. Gene Ontology annotation, cellular component: mitochondrial membrane. Gene Ontology annotation, biological process: mitochondrial respiratory chain complex III assembly. Lineage: Eukaryota; Fungi; Ascomycota; Pichiomycetes; Serinales; Metschnikowiaceae.